Messenger RNA from Echinops telfairi (small Madagascar hedgehog), 1190 nucleotides. RefSeq names its product ferritin heavy chain. The transcript is spliced from 3 exons. The coding region runs from base 1 to 912 and encodes 303 amino acids. Gene Ontology annotation, cellular component: cytoplasm. The record is from RefSeq and is a predicted model, not a curated record. NCBI's taxonomy places the organism in Eukaryota, Metazoa, Chordata, Mammalia, Afrosoricida, Tenrecidae. Gene Ontology annotation, biological process: intracellular iron ion homeostasis; iron ion transport. Gene Ontology annotation, molecular function: ferrous iron binding; ferric iron binding.
AUGGCAUUCUAUAGACUGGAUGGUAAUGAAAGACAGAGGAAUAACAAGUCACCAUGUAACAACUGGCGACAGAUACUUGUUGAUGUGAAAAAAAUUAAAGUGGGUGCUCGUAAUUUAAGCCUCAAUCCAGACCAGAUUCAAGCAAAACUAGAACUUGGAGCUGUCAUCCCUAUCCUCAACAUCUGGCUGAUUCCAAUCAUUUUGGCCAGACGUUCUCCGCAGAGCCGCCGCGGUCUCCUGCUUCAACAGUGCUUGAACGGAACCCUGCGCUCGCCAGCCUCCCCCCGCCAACCGGCCGCCCAGCCCGCCGUCCAGCAGCACCUCUCCGCCUCCUCUCGACGCCCCCAGGCCUCCACCGCCGCCAUGACCGCGUCUCCCUCGCAGGUGCGCCAGAACUACAACCAGGACUCGGAGGCCGCCAUCAACCGCCAGAUCAACCUGGAGCUCUACGCCUCCUACAUCUACCUGUCCAUGUCUUACUACUUCGACCGGGAUGACGUGGCUCUGAAGAACUUUGCCAAAUACUUUCUGCACCAGUCUCACGAGGAGAGAGAGCACGCCGAGAAACUGAUGAAGUUGCAGAACCAACGAGGGGGCCGGAUCUUCCUCCAGGAUAUCAAGAAACCAGACCGCGACGACUGGGAGAGCGGGCUCAACGCCAUGGAGUGUGCACUGCACCUGGAGAAGAGUGUCAACCAGUCCCUGCUGGAGCUGCACAAACUGGCCACGGACAAGAACGACCCCCAUCUCUGUGACUUCAUCGAGACACAUUACCUGGAUGAGCAGGUGAAAUCCAUCAAAGAGCUGGGCGACUACGUCACCAACCUGCGCAAGAUGGGGGCCCCAGAUUCCGGCCUGGCCGAGUAUCUCUUCGACAAGCACACCCUGGGAGACAGUGAUGGAGAGAGCUAAGCGGCAGCCUGGCCUUCCCCAAGUCACCAAGGCAGCGCAUGCAUGUGGGGUAGACCUGUCCCUUUUCUAGAAAUUGUACCCAAGCAUCCACUUCCGUUCUUCCAUUUGUACCUUUCCUUCAGAUAAAGUCUGAAGUCAUUUGAUACCCAGCUGUUGUCUCAGAGAUCUUGGCGGGGAGGGGCCAGGGAGCCGCCCCGGGCCCAGGCAGUCAAGUUUUUUAAGCGCCCCAGUUCCACUGCAAAAUCCCACUUAAUAAAAUGGAGCUUGCGCGGAAAAAA